Messenger RNA from Miscanthus lutarioriparius, 1191 nucleotides. The record is from the annotation of a GenBank genome assembly. Lineage: Eukaryota; Viridiplantae; Streptophyta; Magnoliopsida; Poales; Poaceae.
AUGGACGUCGUCCGCAAGGUGUUCGAUUUUGCCUUGGUCGAGCCGGCGGAGUACGUGCCAUCUGCCGCCGUCAGCGGCACGGCUCUGCACCAGGCCGUGCUCGGCGGACACAACAAGGUUGUGGAGAUCAUGCUGGAGAAGCAGCACGCGGCGCUGCUGGACAUGACCGACCCCAACGGCAACAACGCGCUGCACUACGCGGCGCAGAAGAACAACUCGCACGUGGUGGAGCUGCUGCUCGGCAAGAAGACGCAGCUGGCCUCCAGCCGCAACAAGGAUCAGCAAUACCCGCUGCACAUCGCCGCACAGUACGGCUCGACGGCGGUCAUCAAGGCGCUGCUCCAGCACUGCUCCGAUGUGUCCGAGAUGGAGGACGGCAACGGCCGCAACGCCUUCCACGCCUCCGUCAUCAGCGGCAAGGCGAACGCGCUCAGGUGCCUGCUCCGCCGCGUCCGUCCCGCGGAGCUGCUCAACCACGCCGACAAAAACGGCGACACGCCUCUGCACCUCGCCGCCAAGAUGAGCCACGUCCACUCCGCGCUGAUGCUGCUCAGAGACCGCCGCGUCGACCCCUGCAUCCGCGACCACGACGGCGAGACGGCGCGCAGCCUCGUCGAGAAGAAGCUGCACACCGGCGUGACGGAUGCCCAUGAGAUGUACCUCGAGAAGCAGCUGAAGCGCCAGGAGUCCGCUAGGUGCCGCAAGCAGCAGCUGCCGCCCGUCACCUUCUCCGGCGACAGCAGGACCUCCAGCCACAAGUACUUCGAGCGCAGCGUCGAGACUUACAUCCUCGUGGCCACCCUCAUCGCCACCGUCACGUUCGCCGCCACCUUCACCAUGCCCGGUGGCUAUAACCAGGAGACCGGCAUCGCCAUCCACGGCCACGACACCGCCUUCAAGAUCUUCGUCAUCUCCAACACCGUCGCCAUGUGCAGCGCCAUUGUUGUUGUCUACCGCUUCAUCUGGGCAUGGAAAGAUCCCCUCAAGUUCAAGAUUGACCAGCUCGUGUGUGGCCACAGGCUCACUAUGAUCGCUGGUCUAGGCAUGCUCGUCUCGCUCAUGGCAUCAGUCUACAUCACCGUAUCACACAAAUCACGGUGGCCCGCCUACGUCGUCAUCGCCAUCGGCAUGAGCACCCCGCCCGUCGUCGUCCUCAUGCUCGGCCGGGAUGUGAUUUUCGUCCCGCUGUAG